AUGCCGCUAGAAGUGAAGCCAAAUUGGCUUCUCCAGGGUGUCAGGGUGUCCCUGCCCCGGGGGCUGCGGGCGGGAGGGGUGGUCGGGGGCGGGGCGGCCCCACAGCUCGGGGCAGGUGACCCCGGGUACCCUGGAGACCCCGGCACCCCGCCGGCCGCCUCCAGCGCGCUCUGCCCUCCGCUGCGGCCGGGCACAUCAGGCAGGGGUGGCCGGGUUCCCCGGGGUCCUCGGGGGCGGGGGAUGGGCUGUGGGGCCAGCCGCAAAGUGUCCCCGGAGCCCGUGGGCCUGGGGGAGGUCCCGGGGGGCGGGGGGCGGCUCGGCCGGGGGGCGCCGGACAAGGCCCGGGAGGAAGAGGCCAGGACGGAGCAGGCGGCCAGGUGCCAAGCACACUUCGACCGCCGGGUCACCGCCAGAUAUGACAUCAAGGCUGUCAUUGGAAGGGGUAGCUACAGCAGGGUUAUGAGAGUGGAACAGAAGGCUACCAAGCAGCCUUUUGCCAUAAAACUGAUUGAAACCAGCAGAAAGGAAGGCAGAGAAGUGUGCACAUCUGAAUUGAGUGUCCUCAGGAGGGUCAGCCACCGCAACAUCGUUCAGCUGAUAGAGGUCUUCGAGAUCCGGGAUCGUGUAUACUUAGUGAUGGAGUUGGCUACCGGAGGAGAACUAUUUGACCGAGUCAUCGCCCAAGGGUCUUUCACAGAACAGGAUGCUACCCGAGUUCUCCAGAUGGUUGCUGAUGGAAUAAGGUACUUGCACAGUUUACGGAUAACUCAUCGGGACCUGAAGCCUGAAAAUCUCCUGUACUAUCACCCGGGGGCGGAGUCCAAGAUUUUGAUCACGGAUUUUGGGUUGGCUAGUUCUGGCAACGUGAGUAGCGACUGGUUCAUGACCACUCUUUGUGGGACUCCAGAGUACAUGGCACCUGAGAUUGUGCUAAGGAACCCUUACACCAGCGCUGUGGACAUGUGGGCUCUUGGGGUAAUUACUUAUAUUUUACUGAGUGGCAUGUUGCCUUUUGAAGAUGAAAAUCACUCAAGGCUUUAUAGAAAGAUUCUGAAGGGCAAAUACAGCUACACCGGAGAUCCCUGGCCAAAUGUUUCAAACUUGGCAAAAGACUUUAUAGACCAGUUGCUAAACGUGGAUUCCACUUUUCGCAUGUCAGCAGGACAGGCCCUGAACCACCCUUGGGUCUUGGCCACAGCGACUACAUCUUCUAUGAAGAACCUUCACCGGUCCAUAUCCCAGAACUUAAUGCACAGGACACCCAUCCGUUCUCGGAGCUUGAAGUCAGCACCGUCUUCUGAGUCUUGUAAUUCAAACAGGUCAAGACCCACCUGAGGGAAGGAAAAUUCAAAAGGAGAGAUUUAUCCUCGACUUUUCUCAUGGGAAUCCAGGCUACCCAUCAAGGCGUGUUUUCCCAGUGUGCAGCCUUGGUCUAGAUGAAAACCACGUUUUUGGGAAAGC
Tachyglossus aculeatus (Australian echidna) is the source of this 1461-nucleotide messenger RNA. It is a transcript of the gene PSKH2, whose product is annotated as protein serine kinase H2. NCBI's taxonomy places the organism in Eukaryota, Metazoa, Chordata, Mammalia, Monotremata, Tachyglossidae. The transcript has 4 exons. The record is from RefSeq and is a predicted model, not a curated record. Gene Ontology annotation, biological process: protein phosphorylation. Bases 1 to 1335 code for a protein of 444 amino acids. Gene Ontology annotation, molecular function: ATP binding; protein kinase activity.